Molecule: messenger RNA, 3222 nt
Organism: Cottoperca gobio
Lineage: Eukaryota; Metazoa; Chordata; Actinopteri; Perciformes; Bovichtidae
Gene: apobec2a
Product: apolipoprotein B mRNA editing enzyme, catalytic polypeptide-like 2a
Exons: 4
Coding region: 172-930 (252 amino acids)
Biological process (GO): cytidine to uridine editing
Cellular component (GO): nucleus; cytoplasm
Molecular function (GO): RNA binding; cytidine deaminase activity
Source: RefSeq, a predicted model, not a curated record
UAUCAUUCCACUCCUCCCCCUCUCUUGGUAUCCCUUCCUUUCUGCUUGUCUGCUGCUCAGUAUUUUUUUGUUUCAGGUCUUCUGUCCGUACCUUCUGUCUUUAUAUACGUCCUGUAUUUUUCACGUUAAUUCUUUCCAUGCAGACUAUCUGAAUCCACAAAUUCUUUCACAAUGGCAGACAAAAGCCGCACGCCAAUGAGAAAAAAAGAGAGAAAAGAAAAAGAGUCCACUGAAAUGUCCAAGGAUGUAAAGGAUGUGAAGAAUGAAGGAGAGCAGGCAGUGGAUAACGGAGAGGUCCCGUCAGCUGAAGCAGCAGCCGCCAAUGGUGCAGUAGGUGACGAUCAGAAUGGAGAAUUUCAGGUUGAGGCACUGGAGCUACCUCCAUUUGAAAUCAUCGAAGGGGACCGGAUUGAUCCUUUUGCCUUUAAGUUCCAGUUCAAGAACGUGGAAUACUCCUCGGGCCGCAACAAGACCUUCCUAUGUUACCUGGUGGAUAAAGGGAGCGCUGAUGAUGGGCUACUGAAGGGCUAUCUGGAGGAUGAGCAUACUGGGUCUCAUGCUGAAGAGGCUUUCUUCUUACAGUGCCUGAAGGACUAUGACCCUGCACUCAAAUACACAGUCACCUGGUAUGUGUCUUCCAGUCCAUGCUCAGAUUGUGCAGCAAAGAUAGCUGAAGUGUUGAGGGUCAGGAAAAACAUCAAGCUGAGCCUCUUCGCUGCUCGGCUGUUUGAGUGGGAGGAAACAGAUAUCCAGGACGGACUGAAGGCCAUGCACGCUGCUGGAUGUAAACUGCGGGUGAUGAAGCCUCUGGACUUCUCCUACACCUGGGAAACAUUUGUGGAGAACGAGGAACAACCUCUGAACUUGUGGGAGGACUGCACAGAAAACUAUGAGUAUUACCAGGAGAAGCUGGCUGACAUUCUACAGUGACCACAGCCUCCAGUCGGGAAAUUGCGCACCCUCGAUCAUUGUCAUUACUUCUUUACAGCUGAAUCAUGUUGAUAUUAUUAUUGCUGUUGAUUGAUAGUGAUACAUAUUCAUAGUGCAUAUGAAUAUGUGAGAGAAGAGUAGCUGUAUGUGCACGAGUGCGUUGCCUUUGCUUUAGUAUGUUUAUUCUCCACAACAUAUGACAGUAAUCCCAACAUCUGGCUUCAACUCUGGGAUUGUCCUGAGGCCUGUAUUACAAAGCAAGUUCAACAUACCAAUUAUAAUUUUUCCUUUUCUGGCUUCACUAAGCCGAACAAUCCCAUCAAGUUAAGCGAUCACAUAGCUGUGGUUAUCAACUCGGUAAAUCCGUCAAGGGUUUACCAAUCAAGCCAUGAUUGCGUUCAUAUAAAAGGGUUUGCCGCAUCCGACCAAUCCCAAACAUUGAUCCAAUCCCAAACAUGUACAAGUCCACUGUCCAUAAAAAUAAGUUAAAUACAUAAUCCAUGCUCAAAGCACCACAGUUGCAGCUGUUUCUGAGUGAAUGCAGACUUUUAAUAUCACUGCCAAAUCUAGGGGCACGAUCGUAGAUCUGACUAUAAUCUCAUUUGUGUAUUUAAUAUAUUCUUCUUGUUCUUGCAGCUGCUACUAAGUACAGAGAUUAAUAUUCAUUUUGUACAACGGCCCAGUUCAGAAUAAUAUUUAUUAUAUUAUUGAAUUAUAAUUAUUGAUGGAUUAAAGCUAGGGUGGGUUAGGGUUAGGGUCGCACUCCACCUGUCUACCUGCUCACACUCUGCCUGUCGUCCUGCUCGCACUCCACCUGUCGUCCUGCUCGCACUCCACCUGUCGUCCUGCUCGCACUCCACCUGUCUACCUGCUCACACUCUGCCUGUCAUCCUGCUCGCACUCCACCUGUCUUCCUGCUCGCACUCUGCCUGUCUACCUGCUCACACUCUGCCUGUAUUCCUGCUCGCACUCUGCCUGUCUUCCUGCUCGCACUCUGCCUGUCUACCUGCUCACACUCUGAUUCAUCAAGAUAUCAAUAAAGUUUUAUCUAAAAUAUAAUAAUACAUGACAAAUAAUUUGUUGAAUAUAUAUAUAUUAUUUGUAUCAUUAAUCUGAAUCUGAAUCUUCAAAGUUAUCAGAUAAAUGCAGUGGAGUAAAAAGUAGCAAGUGGAAUUACCUCUAAAUCGUACAAUACUAGUAAAAAUACUUAGUUACUAGCUGCAACCAUGGUAAAACAACUUAGAAGAAAAACAAAUAACAUAAUUCAAAGUGGUAAGCAGGCUUACUUUCAUAUCUUAUACUUGUAGAAAAGUAAUGCAAGGCAAUGCAGUCUGCGGGACUCUAAGCGCUCAAGCAUACUGCUCAAGAAGCUAACACAGACAAGUCAGUCCCUAACACUCCUGCCAUUUUAAGAAACACUUUUAAGAUUACCUGCUCCAAAACAGGUUUGGGGUACAGCAUAAAUUACCAUGGCGAUGUACCCCGGUAGUCAGUGAACCUCCACUGUAACCCUGGAAACCCAGGUUUAAACCUGAAAUUGCUUUGCUUAUCCCAAAUCCUGCUUCGUAGUACAGGUUUCUGAUCUCAGACAUGAGUGCUUUACACAACUCGUUAGGUAUGUUUUUUUUUGCACAUUUUUUGCACACAGUUUUUUUUGUUUACAGCUUUAAGAAGUAAAUGACAAAAAGGGAAAGACGGAAUGUGUUCAUAUUCAGGAUAUAUCAUUUAUGUAGAAGAUAGCUCCUCUAUACAUGAUUGUAUGAUUCCUCCACAUUCAGCAUCUGAGUUUCUGUCACCUCUGACAGUUGAAAAUACACCCACUUUAGUUUGUGGCUGCCUGUCAUGUUUGAUUGACAGCACUCUGCUAGAUGUAUCUUCUGUGUGUGGGAGAGACAACUGGGUUUGAUGUACAAUAUGUUGACAUUAGCGCUGUAAGAAAGUGAUGGCAUUAAAACAGCUGCAUUAUACCUUUCGUCUUCCGCUCACUACUCUCUGUACAUUGUGACAGUUAAUUAUAAAACUGACACAUAUCUGUUUACAUGGCCAUAUUGAUCUUUUUGGGAAGACUUGACUAAAAGCUGAUCAACAACAAAAAGCUGUUAAUUUUAAUUGAUUGUAGUAUUGCUUCACAUAUAAUUUGGAUCAGAAACCAACUAAGACACAGUCAACUCAGGGCUCUUAGGUUUUGAGGCUGAGCCAGCCUUUUUUGUUCAGAGCCAAAUAAUAUAUCUGUAUUUGCCUUCUUCCUCCUAUCUGCUCUGUUCUUUCAGUAAUAAACAGAUUUCAAUAGUC